AUGCUCCAAUGGCGAAGCGCAAGACCGCCUCAGAUGCAGGAUGCGAUUGAUUACUUCCUAAGAAACUUUGUUUUUGAUGCCAGAAAUCUUUCUGGUCUUGUUGGCGGAAAAAGUAUAGAGAUGUUCGAUAUCGUGCCUGCUGAAAGAGGGCCUGGUCGAACCGUUGUCGAAGUACUCGAUGCUUUGACAGAUGGAUUACUCGUGAUUCGUGCUGCAUCGUUGCAGACUAUCGAAGGGCGACGAAAACUCCAUGUCAAAUAUCGCAAGGCUAUGGGCGAGGUGAGGGAAAGUAUUUCGUUGUAUCCCAACUCGAGAGCUUUGAUCGCCCCUAUAUAUCUGUUUGCGUUGUAUGAGAUGAUUGUGAACACUUCCCUGGCUGACAGGACCUGGCAAACUCAUUUGAAUGGAAUGCUUGCCAUGAUUCAACACAAUCAUAAUACGGGAGGCAAUCGAAUGCCCACAGAAGACAAUAUGUCAGCAGCACGACAAUUUGCCUUAUCAGAAGAGACUCCCGAUAUACAAGAGUUCUUCAGCUUACGACCUCAGAUGGACAGCAUAGAAAAAGCCUGGCUGCUACUAGAUGUCACCAAAGCGCGCCUGAGAAAACUCGUUACCUCCAUGGACCACUUCAGUGCUGUUGACAACCCUAACAGUGUUGUCACUAUCAAAAAAAUCGAUGUUGAAAAGCUUCGAGUAUCUGUCAAACGUAUCCAAAGAGAUCUCCGUCUAAUCACCAACUUGCUCCCGAAAAAGUACCACCCGGUCAUGAUACCUAAAACUACAGGCUGUGAUAUUGCCUCAGGUCUUCCGUCAACAUGUAAUGGCUACUACGGAGAAUCAUAUCCAGACAAUUUUUUGUGUACAAGAUGGAAUGAAUAUAGAACACUGAUACUAAUCACUGGCGAUUUCCUGCUGAAGACAGGGCGAUUUUUAUACGCAGGCACAAGUCGACCAAAUGGGAGAGAAACCACAACUCUGACUCGGAUGAUGAAAGAAGCUAUAGAUGGGAUUUAUGCGUCGGUGGCAUAUCUUUAUGAUGACUCAAAGAUGAGAAUCACGGGACAAAAAGAGGCAGAUGUUGAUAGUGCCUGGAUAAACACCAGCUCAAUGAAAACUUUGGACGCACUGAAUCUCAUGUGGCCACUGCACUGCGCCGUUGCGAUGGAGUUCGGCGCAACAAAAGCUCAACGAGACUGGAUGAAGAAGGUGCUCCAAUACAUGGGUUGCAAAAUGCGAAUACCCAAGGCUAUGUCUUUGGCAGACACUCCUAUACAGGCGUUCACCUAUUCCGAGGUUUUGGCUGGUCUGACAUUAUUGGGCGCUGGUGUCUUGAGAAGUGUGUGA
Talaromyces marneffei is the source of this 1344-nucleotide messenger RNA. RefSeq lists its product as uncharacterized. Bases 1 to 1344 code for a protein of 447 amino acids. Lineage: Eukaryota; Fungi; Ascomycota; Eurotiomycetes; Eurotiales; Trichocomaceae. The record is from RefSeq and is a predicted model, not a curated record. The transcript has 2 exons.